AUGACGUCUAGCGAUCUUUCCGAUCAGUCAAAGGAUUUCCGCAACUCAAAAGCGAUAGCGGAAAAUAUCUACAAAGAGUUCUUCUCACAAGGAGAUCUUGAGAAGCAAAUGGGUGCUAGUCCUAUGGAGAUGAUGGAUCGCGACCGUGCUGCAGUGCCCAAGAUUCAGCUCGACUUCAUGGAUACUGUAGCUUUGCCUGUCUUUGAGUGCGUGUUCACUUUCAACCGGAUGGUGGCAAAAUUAGUGCCGGAAGGGACUUCCACCUUUGAAGCAAUCACGCUGAAUCGGCAAUGUUGGGCUGCCCUUGAUGAGAUUCUAGUCGAACAAGGUGAACGGUCAGUACUCGGCCUAGAUUAUCUCAGAGAUGACGAUCUUGAAAAACAAGUUUUGGAGCGAGUACGUCAAAAGAAGAAGAAGAAGCAGCACAAGGUAUGUCGUUUGGUUUUUGAACUCUUAAUAUAA
Molecule: messenger RNA, 462 nt
Organism: Strongylus vulgaris
Lineage: Eukaryota; Metazoa; Nematoda; Chromadorea; Rhabditida; Strongylidae
Source: the annotation of a GenBank genome assembly